This is a messenger RNA of Protopolystoma xenopodis, 279 nucleotides long. Lineage: Eukaryota; Metazoa; Platyhelminthes; Monogenea; Polystomatidea; Polystomatidae. The record is from the annotation of a GenBank genome assembly.
AUGAAAAGUGGUCUCGGCCCCCAACAGCACAUGCUCCACCAGAAGGCACGAGAACCCAUUCCGACUGGCAUGUUCUCGAAGCUUGCAGUAGACAUUGAACAUGAAACUUUGCUAGUCUCAUUUGAUUGCACCCACGACAAGAGUGACGAACACGUCGUCCGGCUCACGAGGCAGCAAGAGGCCGGACAACUCGACUACUACAAAUCAACAUUUUCUUGUGAGGUGGCGUUAAUAAGAUCUACUUGUAUUUGGCCACACUACUCUAAUUUGAUUGAGUAG